Messenger RNA from Erinaceus europaeus (western European hedgehog), 1078 nucleotides. RefSeq names its product ribulose-5-phosphate-3-epimerase (gene RPE). The transcript has 6 exons. Gene Ontology annotation, cellular component: cytosol. Gene Ontology annotation, biological process: pentose-phosphate shunt; pentose-phosphate shunt, non-oxidative branch; carbohydrate metabolic process. Lineage: Eukaryota; Metazoa; Chordata; Mammalia; Eulipotyphla; Erinaceidae. The record is from RefSeq and is a predicted model, not a curated record. Bases 47 to 733 code for a protein of 228 amino acids. Gene Ontology annotation, molecular function: metal ion binding; D-ribulose-phosphate 3-epimerase activity.
UUUGCUGGUCGACUCGUGGGUUAACUUGCGCUUGGGAUCCAGCACCAUGGCGUCUGGUUGCAAGAUUGGACCAUCUAUCCUCAACAGUGACCUGGCCAGUUUAGGUGCCGAAUGCCUGCGGAUGCUGGACUCUGGGGCCGAUUAUCUGCACCUGGAUGUAAUGGACGGGCAUUUUGUUCCCAACAUCACCUUUGGUCACCCUGUGGUAGAAAGCCUCCGAAAGCAGCUAGGCCAGGACCCUUUCUUUGAUAUGCAUAUGAUGGUAUCCAGACCAGAACAAUGGGUAAAACCAAUGGCUGUUGCAGGAGCCAAUCAAUAUACCUUUCAUCUGGAGGCCACUGAGAACCCGGGGGCUUUGAUUAAAGACAUUCGGGAGAAUGGGAUGAAGGUUGGCCUUGCCAUCAAACCAGGAACCACAGUAGAGUAUUUGGCACCAUGGGCUAAUCAGAUAGAUAUGGCCCUGGUUAUGACAGUAGAGCCUGGGUUUGGAGGGCAGAAGUUCAUGGAAGAUAUGAUGCCAAAGGUGCACUGGUUGAGGACACAGUUUCCAUCUUUGGACAUAGAGGUAGAUGGUGGAGUAGGUCCUGACACUAUCCAUAGAUGUGCGGAGGCAGGGGCUAACAUGAUUGUGUCUGGUAGUGCCAUUAUGAAGAGUGAAGACCCCAGAUCUGUGAUCAACAUGUUAAGAAAUGUUUGCUCAGAAGCUGCUCAGAAGCGUUCUCUUGAUCGAUGAAACCAUAAAAAGUUCACUUGCUUCUUCUGCUGAGAUCUCCUUUCUAUUGGAAAAUAAGAAUAUUGACUACCAAAUCAUAAUCACAAGGCAUUGCUGCUUUUCUGAGCAAUUAUUCAUUCCCGUGACUAAAAUCUAUUCUACUGAAUGCUCCAAGAGGUCAGAAAUUGGUCUGUUUAACUACAUUUUUAGUGAUGGAAUUUGAAGAUUAAUGUGAUAAAGUUCUCAUUUUUACUGGGAGACAUGUUUUCUAUAAAGAAUGAAAAUAUAGUUGUAUUGAGGUUAUAAGCAAAUGUGUCUUAAUGACUAAGGCCAGCAUAUCAGCUAUUAUUAAAAAAAAAAAAGGGG